Haplochromis burtoni (Burton's mouthbrooder) is the source of this 4024-nucleotide messenger RNA. Its product is annotated as potassium voltage-gated channel subfamily H member 1-like. The transcript has 4 exons. The record is from RefSeq and is a predicted model, not a curated record. The coding region runs from base 3461 to 3799 and encodes 112 amino acids. Lineage: Eukaryota; Metazoa; Chordata; Actinopteri; Cichliformes; Cichlidae.
ACUUGGUGGCACCUGUACAAACAUUAUAGAAAAAUGAUAAAAAUAACAGAUUUUAUUCAGCUGCUGCUAAUUUAACACUUAUAAGUUAUUUUAUCAGUGAUAUACACCAGAUACAGUUUGUACAUAUGUUAUUACAGAAUAUCAUCAGGGAAAAACAAUUCCUAUUACUCCUUCUGUUUGAGCCACUUCAGUAGCAAGCAAUAUUUAUUUAUAUAGCACUUGCCAUAAAAAGGAGUCAUCAAGUGCUGUCAUGAAAAUAAUGAAAAACAGCAGAAAGUUUUAUAGCAGGUAAAACAAUAAACAAAAAUGUAAAAGAAAUUAAAAGACACCAAAAAAGUAAAAAAGAUACUAGACUCGAUGAGAAAACAUAUACUGCACUAAAGCAGAACUCACACAACACACUCUACUGAAAUUCCAGACUAUAUAUCUCUGGCUGACUUCCACAGACUCAGCAAACCUCAGUGAACAGGCAGAGUAUUCCAAUAGUUGGACAUGAUAGUCUCAGUAUGGUUCUCCUCAGUACGAUUGUCCAAGGAGGAAAAAGAAAACGUCAAUACUAAAAUUAAUUUAAAAUUAAGCUGUAUUUCAGCUGAAUGAAGCAAAUACGGCACCUAUUGUUCCAAAUAAUUAUCAUAACACAACAUGGCUUCAAAGAGAAAGGCCUCUACUCGACUAACAGCUAUGUAGUUGAUGUUCAUUAUUGCAGGCUUAAUGGGUCAUGGAUGCAAUAUUGAGCUGUGUCAGACCACAUGGAAAAUCGUUCGGGUCGCUGGCUGUACAGAGCAGGGGGGGAACCAUAGCUGAACUUACCAGAGAGUCCAGACUGUGGGGAAGUACAAUGAGCAAAUAAAGAGUGAAAUCUGGAGCAGAGCAGUUGAAGGGGUUUCAGGCCGGUUCAAUCUUUCACAAAGCCUGGAUGUUUCCCUGGCCAAGUGUUUUUGUGAGUGAGAGAGAGAGAGCCAAGGAGGAGAUUCUGUGUCUGCAUGGAUUUAAAAGUGUAAAUUUGAUUCACCCACAGAGUUACUUUUCCCAAUUUAUAAAUAUAGUCUGUGAUUAAUUACUUGAUUGAAGAUGCUGUAAAUAACUUCUAUGAGGACUGUAAAUAACUGGUCGUGCAUCAACGUACAGGAUUACGUUAAGUAUGUGAUUGGGUACAUUAGCACUUUCGUUAACAACAAUGCCAACACCUUUAACAUGGUCAUUCCCCACAAACACACCCAUAAACUGUCUACACUUGGCCUGUACCUCACCUGGACUCUUUGACUGGGAAGCCUCAGUCUGUCAGUGUUGGUAAUAAACCUUCAGCCGGUAUUACUAUAAACAUGGGCACUCCACAAAGAGGCAUUUUCAGUCCCAUCCGCUACACUCUGUUCACCAACAACUGUGUUACCUAUCACAAAGAUAACAUCAUCUUAAAGUUUGUGGACAACACCAUCCUGAUAGGACACAGUACAUACAAAGCGACCCACAGAAGGGAGGUCUGAUGUCUAUGUGCGAGAACAACAACCUCACUCUCAACACAGCCAAGACAAAAGAGAUCAUAGUGGAAGAAGAGGGGAUUCCACCUGCCACCGGUCAUCUGGGAGCUGGAAGUGGAGAGGGUACGCUGCUUGGGUAUCUACAUCAGUGAGGACGUGUAAUACCAAGUAGUCUGGUAUGUUGCCUAAAAUCCUCAGCAGUGUCUACAGCUGCAUUGUGGAGAAUAUCUUGACCAGUACAGUAAUGCCAGUGCUAUGCACCACAAAUGCCUGCAAAGUAGUGAGGACUGCCAAACAAUUUUCAAGUUUUCACAAUUGAUUAUUAAGUAUUUAUUGGCAUCAGACAAACUGGAAAGGAUGCCACUGCCUAUUGAACAGAAUUUUUGUAAUAUGGAACAAUAAAGGCAUUAAUGUGAUUGGUUAAAAAAGUUGGGCCAAGGCAAGGGUUUAAACUUGGCCCUCCCUUUAUGGUCUUUGUCCAUCCCUUGGUCAUGUUUCAUCUUCUGCACUGGGCUUGUCCUGCAAGAUAAGAGCAGACAACUCCUCCCACUUCACCAUGGCAACAACUCUGUCAGCCCUGGGGAGGAAGGGUGAGAGGGAUGAAAGAGAGAGAGAAAGAGAGAGCGCUCUUCUCUAAAACUUUUGAAUAAAACUUUUGAACAAGAUGGAAAAAAAGUCACAAAAUACUUGCACUAUAAGAAAAAUUCUAAAAACAAGCAGCAUAGCCUGCUAAUCUUCUGUCAAAAAGUUAUUAGGCCUUUUUUAAUGAAAUAAAUUGAUUUUUACAGUAAUCGCCAUUAAACAGGCAUUCAGUUAUUGGCAAAAUGGAAACAUUCUUAUUUACAGCACAGCCUCUGUAUCAAUAACUUCUUUAUCAAAUCUGUACCACUAGUACUCAACACCUGUAGAACUAAUAACACGUAGGCUUCAUUUUGUGUUAAAUAUAAAGCUAUUUUAUUUCACUCUAUUUCUCCUUUGACAAGAUCAGUAAAUUGCAGUUACACCAACAUGAAUAAAUAAAUUCACAAACUGAACAUCUUUUAAACAAACUUUCCAGGUAUAAGUUGUAUCUCAUGUGAAUGUGUUCUUAUAUAUGCAUUCAAGUAUUCGCUCGUCUAUUGUAAGACACAUAUGAUCUUGGGUAUCAUCUGAUUCUUAAUCCAUAAAGUUCAAUCUCAUGUCGACCCAGCCUUUGCAACUAUCACAGCCGAAAUUGUGGUUUAUUAAAAUGGGACAAACAGACAAAUGGCACAGCUGUCGUGCCGAAAAUAAAUGCGCACUAUCACAAUAUCAUAGUGACUUUUCCAGUUACGAUCACAUGGCCGCAAACUCGGUACAGUAGAAAUGCGGUAUAGCUUACAAACGUAGUCCUUGUGCGUGUGUGUGUGUGUGAGAGAGAGAUUUCACUGUAUUUCUAAGUUUUUUCACUUAGAAAAAACGGUGAACCUGUCAGAGGGCUGAAGACUUGAAAACUAUUUCUCUUUGGAAAAGCGAGCGAAAUCCCUCACCUCGGGAAACCCAGGUGCAACACUUUGAAGCACAUUGGUUCCGUUUAGGUGGCCCCACUUUACAUUUUCAGCAUAAAGUAAAAAAAAACAACACACACAUUUGUUUUCACUACAGGUGCAAUUACUUACUGUGGUACGUUUUCUUAAUACCGAAAUAUUAUGUCUGCAGUGUUUUUAAUUGCAAUCAGUGACGUGAUGAUAAUGUAAUGCUCACUGUAUAAAGCAUCAAUACGCCUCUCUCACUCCUCUGGCAUCCACCCUCUCUCCCCACAUAUGUUUGAAGCUCGCUCUAUCACAGCCAGUCUCUGGCCCAUCUCGAAGCUUGUGCAGCAACAAUCUGCCAAUAGCGAGCCUGCUGAGGUGGGGAGAGAGCGAGCACAAGCACAUACUAUACAGCGUGCGAAGCUCGUGUUUAUAUGUAAUAUGUGAGCAGCAGGAAGCAGCUCGCUCUGCUCAUUGCAGAAGGACGGCAGGAUGGCGAGAGGACGGCGGGGUCUCGUGGCCCCUCAGAACACGUUUCUAGAGAACAUCGUCCGCCGGUCCAACGAUACCAAUUUUGUGCUGGGAAACGCUCAGAUCGUGGAGUGGCCAAUCGUCUAUAGCAAUGAUGGCUUCUGUAAACUCUCUGGCUACCAUCGUGCUGAGGUCAUGCAAAAGAGCAGCACCUGCAGCUUCAUGUAUGGAGAGCUGACAGACAAGGAAAUGAGUGAGAAGGUUCGACAGACCUUUGAGAACUACGAGAUGAACUCUUUUGAGAUUCUGAUGUACAAGAAAAACCGUGAGUAUUUAAUAGUACUGGAUAUGACCGUGUAAGCUGCAUCCAAAAAUGUUUGUAUGAACUGCUUCCUCAAAAACCCAGAUACCUAAGGAUCUCAAGAAAUCUAGAAAUUGUAUAUAUGCUAAUCUGGGACACACCAUGCUAAAAGCUCACAGCCUUUUAAUUACUUAGCCAGGGGUCAGCAACCUUUAACACCCAAAGAGCCAUUGGACCCGGUUUCCACGCAAAAGAAAACACUGGGAGCCGCAAAUACUUUUUGA